AUGAUUUCGUCUUCUCACGCAACUAUACUCUCUCAGCGCAUUCUCUCAUCAUCAGCAUCUCACACGUUACGGCACCAUAAGCAGACCGGUUUUACGAGUCAAUUAUGGAAGACCAAAAAUGCAAUACGCGUCUUCGCAACAUCAAACCCACUCCGCGAAUUAAUGGAUCUAUCCGGAUUCACCGAGAAACAACUCACUGUCCGCGAAGCAGUGUCGCAAGUCUGCUCUCAGUUCCCGUCAUCUUACUGGCGGGAAUGUGAUCAAGAGGAGCGAGAUCCCAAGGAAUUCCAUGCUGCACUUGCCAAAGAUGGAUGGCUGGGUAUAGCCUUGCCUGAAGAGCUCGGUGGGUCGGGAUUAGGAAUAUCCGAGGCUACAUUGAUGAUGCAGACCAUCAGCCAGUCCGGGGCAGGUAUGGCAGGCGCACAGUCCAUACACGCCAAUGUCUACGCAACCCAACCACUAGCAAAAUUCGGUACAAAAGAGCAGGUCCAAAAAUUAAUCCCCAAUAUCAUCAAUGGUACCUGGCGCACAUGUUUUGGGGUGACGGAGCCAAAUACGGGUCUUGAUACGUUGAAACUCAAGACAACGGCAACCAAAAAUUCGGACAAUACGUACCUUGUUUCUGGUCAGAAGGUCUGGAUUACAUGUUCGCAGGUUGCGUCUGUGAUGAUCUUGCUCGCGCGAACGAUGUCGCUUGAAGAGACGCAAAGGCCAACGGAAGGUUUGUCGAUGUUCGCUAUCAACCUGGACCGCAAAAAUCCUGGCCUAGAAUUGAAAAGGAUCAAGAAAAUGGGGGGCAGAGCCGUCGAUGCCAACGAGGUCUUCUUCGAUAAUUACGAAAUUCCCGCUGACACACUAGUCGGCAAGGCAAACGAUGGAUUCAAAAUCAUUCUGCAUGGAAUGAAUGCCGAGCGUUGUCUACUCGCUGGAGAAGCUCUUGGUCUCGGAUAUGCUGCCCUGGAAAAGGCCUCGCUGUACGCCAAAGAGCGACAGGUGUUCGGGCGGCCAAUUGGCAAGAAUCAAGCUAUCGCUCAUCCUCUAGCGGACGCGUACAUGAGACUUGAAGCCGCGAAACUGGCCACAUAUCAUGCAGCGCGCAUGUACGAUGCUUCCAAAACUGACAGCUCGAUUUCAUCCCAAGCUGUUGGAACGGCUUGUAAUAGUGCCAAAUACCUGGCUGCGGAAGCUGCAUAUACAGCGUGCGAACGCGCUGUUAUGACGCAUGGUGGUAUGGGUUACGCGGUGGAAUAUGAUGUUGAGCGAUGGCUGAGGGAGUGUUUUGUGCCCCGUAUUACACCUGUUAGUACCGAGAUGAUUCUGAACUAUAUUAGCGAGAAGGUUUUGCAUCUCCCUAGGAGCUAUUGA
This is a messenger RNA of Talaromyces marneffei, 1365 nucleotides long. RefSeq lists its product as uncharacterized. NCBI's taxonomy places the organism in Eukaryota, Fungi, Ascomycota, Eurotiomycetes, Eurotiales, Trichocomaceae. Gene Ontology annotation, molecular function: flavin adenine dinucleotide binding; acyl-CoA dehydrogenase activity. The transcript has 2 exons. Bases 1 to 1365 code for a protein of 454 amino acids. The record is from RefSeq and is a predicted model, not a curated record.